This is a messenger RNA of Pezoporus flaviventris, 1703 nucleotides long. RefSeq names its product nudix hydrolase 13 (gene NUDT13). The transcript is spliced from 8 exons. Bases 609 to 1625 code for a protein of 338 amino acids. Gene Ontology annotation, molecular function: hydrolase activity; metal ion binding. NCBI's taxonomy places the organism in Eukaryota, Metazoa, Chordata, Aves, Psittaciformes, Psittacidae. The record is from RefSeq and is a predicted model, not a curated record.
CUGCAGUCUGUGACUGCCUGAGCUGAAAAUGUGGUAGGACUGUUUGGCACAAAAAGCAUUCAUAGCUGGAGAUGGUCCAAGUCAGCUGCAACUGCUGUCUCUUGUCUAACUUGGGGAAUUCUCUUCCACAGCUGAUAUUUUGUCUUUCAUUCUCUUCUGGCAUCCGUGCCUUUCCCACAGAUCUACUGUGUACUGCAAUAGGAUGUUCAGUUGAAUUGAGGCCAUUACAAACUGUGUAGGAAACAAACAACAGAGCAGUCACCUUCACUCCUCUUUUCCCCACGGAUACAGGAAUUUAGGACGGGAACGUUCAAUGUAGUCUUACUGCAGUUUCUGUAAGACUUGUGCACAGUCGCAGAUGGAAACAAACUGAGGUAUCUUUUAAUAAUCUUAAAGACUGCCUGAAACUGGAUUUGAUGUGUGACUAGAAGUAAAGACCACAGCAAUAAUUUUAGAAAGCAGAUGCCAGUAUUCUGCAGACUCUGUGAGAGGGAGAUUUCUGCUAGUGGGUGUUUGCACCUUUAAAUCAAACUUAACUUUGUAGGGCCUCUGCAUUAUAUUCUAUGCUUCUCUUUUUAGGCAGAGACAGCUACCUCUAGGUGUUGGUUAUGGCUGCAAUUUAUCAAGCAGCAUAUAGAAGAGCUUCCUCUCUCAUCUGCAGGUUACACUCUACCUAUGUUAGAAAAAUGAGAUACUUAAAUGAGUUAAAGGAAGAUGACAGCCUUUGUAGAGAAGCCCAGACCGCAGGAACUUUCUACCUCUUUCACAAUCUCUCUCCCUUCCUGCAGAAAGUUGGGGAAAAAUAUUUUGUACCACAGCUCAGUGCAGCAGAGAUUAAAAGGAUCCUGGAGAAAUUCAAAGAGACAGAGCAGUGGAUAGAGAAGUCGGUGCUGAUCGGUUGUUCAGACGAGCACGUACCACACUUUGCCCUGGAUUUAGGAGCCUUGGAAAAAUCAGUCAUUGAGUCUCAACUCAAGGGAUCGUUUACUAACUUACAAAAGGCUCUCUUCGUAGUGGAUAGGAAGGAUUCUCCUUUGCUGGCUUCGGCUCAGUCCCUUCUCCAGUGGCACGAUUCCCACCAGUACUGUAGCAAAACUGGGCAGCCCACUCAAAGAAACGUAGCUGGCAGCAAGCGUGUCUGUCAUGCAAGCGGAAUAACUUACUAUCCACAGAUGUCUCCAGUGAUUAUCACCCUGGUGUCUGAUGGGAGCCGGUGCCUCCUUGCACGACAGCCCUCGUUUCCCCAGGGAAUGUAUUCUGCUCUGUCAGGCUUUUGUGAUAUGGGUGAAAACGUCGAGGAGGCAGUCCAUCGAGAGGUGGCAGAAGAGGUUGGCCUAGAGGUGGAGUCACUCUGGUACUCAGCUUCUCAGCACUGGCCCUUUCCCAGUAGCUGCUUAAUGAUAGCUUGUCACGCUAUAGUGAGGGCACAGCAGGCUGAGAUCAGUAUGAACAAGCUGGAACUAGAGGAAGCCCGUUGGUUUGGCUUGGAGGAAAUUGUGGAGGGUCUCAAGAGACAGCCCAGAUCUUCAAAGCAAGAUGAUGGUAGUUUUUUACCCUGGUUUCCUCCCAAACAGGCCAUUGCUCACCAGCUGAUUUGUGAGUGGGUUAAGCAGCAGACUUCCUAGCUGGCUUAGACAUGUCUUCAUCAAGUCUGGGAUUAUGCCAGAACUAUGAAAGUUCAAUAAAAAAAGCUUCCAAAGUUA